This is a messenger RNA of Syngnathus typhle (broad-nosed pipefish), 1636 nucleotides long. Its product is annotated as endophilin-B1-like. The record is from RefSeq and is a predicted model, not a curated record. The coding region runs from base 160 to 1278 and encodes 372 amino acids. Lineage: Eukaryota; Metazoa; Chordata; Actinopteri; Syngnathiformes; Syngnathidae. Gene Ontology annotation, cellular component: cytoplasm. The transcript has 10 exons. Gene Ontology annotation, molecular function: protein binding.
CACCUUGUGUCAUUACGUCACUAGCUAAUCUUGACUCAAGGAAACAUGGCGGGGUCAGCGGGCGGUCUGCGGUCACACACCCCGCUCACCUAGCUUGGUUACCAGGCUUCUCCGAUCAUCGGUAACGGCGUUCAUCUCGACCUUGACGACGUCGUCGUCAUGGAUUUGACACGGUUGGCAGCAGACGCCGGCCAGUUCAUCAACCGGGCGGUCCAGUACACGGGGGAGAGUCUCGGCCAGGCCGGCAAGACCGAUCUCGACCCCGGGCUGGAGGAGCUCCUGACCCGGGUGGAUGCCACUAAGAAUUGGACGGACCUCAUGGUCUCACAGACGGAGGCCGUGUUGCAGCCCAACACAGCGGCGCGGCUGGAAGAGCGUCUGUACGAGCAUCUGGACUGGCCCGCCCCGUCUCGACCUCGCGCUCAAGAGCUCCUGGGUGACCAAAUGAUUCAGGCCGGGCUGGAGCUGGGAACCAGCAGCCCUUAUGGAACGUCGCUUUUGAGAUGUGGCGAGGCUCAAAAGCAGCUUGGCGAGGCCCAAAGGAAAUUUGCCCAAAGCACCAACAUCCAUUUUCUCACCCCUCUGCGACGCUUCAGCACAUGUGAAUACAAGACCAUGCAGGAGGAGCGCAAGAUGUUGCUGAACAAGCGUCUGGACUUGGACAUAGCCAAGAGCAGAGUGAGGAGUGCUCAUGAGGCUGAACAAGAGUCCAGGAACCUGAACGCAAACAACCCGACGGAGGACGUCUACUUCUCGUCUCAGGUGUCCUUCAUGUUCAGAUUCAUGCGCGUUCGCUGGAUGAAGAUGUGGGCGCAGGAGAUUUCGCAAGCAGAGAUGGAGCUAAGGAUCUGCGAGUCUUUGUUUCAACGCCAGUCGGAUGUCACGCAACAGCUUCUGGGACAAAUUAGCGACACCCACGACAAGCAUAUGCAGAGCCUGAGCGACUUUGUGGACGCGCAGACAUGUUACUACGCCCAGUGCAAGCAACACGCCCUGGAGCUCCACAAACAGUUGGCCAGCAUCCCGGCCGUGCUGUGCUCCAACAAGUGGCAAUCGUCCAUCACCAACGGGGCACCUCACUGUCCGCACCCUUCCGCCGAACAAAAUCAAGUUCCUCCCACCUCCGCUGUUGUCGUCCACCACCUUCCGGAAUUCGACCAAGACUCUUGGACGACAGGAGUGAGCACUAACAACAACAACCACCGGGAGCCUGAUCACGCACGUCCAUCAGAAGAAGAAGAUCCUCCAUCUUGUGAGCCCGUCGCGUCUUCCAACUAAUUUCAACGCUGCCAUCUUCCCCUCAUUGUGGCCAAACAAGUGAUGGACAGGUGAACUACUUCUUCUUGCUACUUUGGGACAGAGACGGCAUUUUUAUAUAUUUGACCCUAAGUGUACCUAAUGAAGUGUCCUAACCAUUCCCCAAAACAGGGGCACAGUUGAGCUCAUUUUCCACCUUGUUUUUGCUUUCCCAAGCCAAGUAGGGUGAAAUUGGAUCGUUACACAAACACCCCCCCGCUCAGGGGUCCCAAUUGGACGAUUCAAGUCCCAUAUGUUGUUCAUUUUCACCUCAUAGAGGCCAUUUUGUGUGUAAUGGGAAUAUUGUAGGGGGGGGGGGACUCAUGAGGUGUAGAUGAUG